This is a messenger RNA of Plenodomus lingam JN3, 966 nucleotides long. The record is from RefSeq and is a predicted model, not a curated record. Lineage: Eukaryota; Fungi; Ascomycota; Dothideomycetes; Pleosporales; Leptosphaeriaceae.
AUGUACAAUUACCCUGGUGCUCCUCCAGGAUAUGCUCGUCCUCCUGCUUAUGGAGGCGCUCCACCGGGCAUGACCGCGCCGCCUGGUAUGACACCUCCAGGCGCAGGCGCAGUUCCUCCCGGUGUAGCUCCCCCGGGCGUCGCGCUCGGCCAAGGUCCACCCGCACUGGGAGGCCCACGCGCUCUACCCCCGAACUGGGCCCAGCCUGCCAACAUGCCCAACUUCAACUUCAAUGCGCCCGUCAUCCGCCUGGGAACCCAAGGUGGCCGCAGUGGAGCGCAGGACAGCCCGGCGGGAGGACGCAAGGACAAUUCCACAGCGCCUGCUCGUCGUGGCCUUGGUAUGGACAGGGACGGCGACCGCAGAGACGGACCUCAACAGGUCAUCCCGCCCACGCGCGAGGAAAUUGCGCGGACCAUCUUCGUUGGCAACAUACCAGACGGCGUGGGUGGUGACGAGGGCAUGGAGCGCAUAUUGGAGACGGCAGGAAAGCUGGUUCGCUGGACGAGGGCGACGGAUGCCAACAACAAGCCCCAAACUUUUGGUUUUGCCGAAUUUGGUGAUGCGCAGAGUCUGGAGACGGCCGCUGAAAUCUUCCAAGACGUGCGCGUGCCUACGAAGCGUCAAAAGCCAAGACAUGAGAAGAAGGAGGACGAGGAGGAGAUGGAGGUCGAGACUACGAAGUUGCAGGUCAUGGUAGACGAUGCGUCCAUCAAGUAUGCGGAAGAAUGGAGCAAGACGCGAAACGAAGACGAGGUCACGGUUCAGUUCCGCUUGGACACGGCAAAAGAGGCUUUGUCCCAGGUUUUGACUAGCUUCUUCAAUCCAACAAGCCCACCUGCGGUGGACUAUGGGGGUGACGCAACGAUGCAGGAUGCACCAGCACAAAAUGGUGAAGAUGUCGAGGUGGCAUUUAGAUUGCAGCAUUUCGAGACCGUUCGAAUCAACGUGAUCGUGAACGACUGA